GAUCUAAAUUUUAUUUUGAUUUCUUUUUUCUCUCUCUCGUUUAUUUCAAACUAACCAACUAACUGAAUUUUGUGUGUAAAAUCUAGUUCAAUUUAUAUGGGAAUAAAUGUUAUAUCAGUACCUCAGGAUUAAGUAAAUCUUUCGUUAAUUUGAUGGAAAAUCCAAUUAAGUAAAAUCUCAGUAAACAAGUAAAAGUAAGCGUUGAAGCGUACUGCAAAGAGCCACCAGAAUUGGCCGACUUUACUCGAGAUUCGAUACAGCAAAUGAUCAAACUCAACUUGCUCAUCCUUCCCCAGUUUUGUUCCUAUGAAGCAUCCUCCCAUCGGCACGCGAAUAGGGAGAAUAAUUAUGAGCUUGCGCACAACGUAUAAGUAAGGGGGUAAUAGAGCUUUGCCCGGUUGUAUAGUCGAAUGAAAGCUCAGUUGGAAUCGCUACUUGUAAAAUCUUAGUUCACUUAAAACACUAGCCAGCAUCACUUGCAUCAUCUUGGAUCAACUUUUCUCUGAUUUAUGAGGAAAAAUUUCUAACAAAUAUUAUUUUAUUCGUACCAGUGUGUGAUAUAAUUUUAAGUGAAUUUACAAUUUUUCUCAGUAUUUAUAUUCUUGGGUAGAAGGAAUAUCUUUUUCUAGUGUCAAAGAGAUUUAUCUUAAAGUACAUAGCAGACGUGUGCUACUGCACUCGACACCGCCUAUCUGGAUGCCAAGGCAUGCGCCCUAAAAAUUCCAAGAUUGAUGUAUCACGGAGCGCAGAUUUCAGCCAGACUGCUCUUAUGGCUGAUUGGGCUGAGGGUAGCUUGGUGGGCCGUAUCAGCAGAAGAUGCUUUCAACAUCACAUCAUCCGCAGAAACUCUUCAAUGCCUUCAUCAAUGUAUAUGCCUCUCUUCCAAGCAGGUGCUUUGCAAUACUGGAGGACUGAAAGAAAUUCCUACAACAUUAAACGCCGGAGUAGAAGAUCUAUCGUUGUCUAAAAAUGAUUUCUCCGUGAUCGAAUCAGAUGCCUUUAAGAGUUUACGGUCUCUACGUAAACUGAGCUUGGACUAUAACAAUAUCUCUGUGAUCAAACCGUUUGCUUUUCGCGGCUUGACAAUGUUGACAGAUCUCUCAAUUCAAUACACACCACUGAGUUACAUUGGCCAAUAUUCCUUUGCAAUGUUACACAAUGUGACACUUAUUCUCUUGGCACACAACAAGAUCGAAUAUAUUGAAGAGUAUUCCUUUGCUGGGACAAGUUAUAUUAAAUGGAUACUUUUGUCAGAUAACCCUCUAGUGACUAUUCACAGCAGAGCUUUCUCAGGAUUGAACAAUGUCGAACGUCUUAUUUUUCCAUCAGGAAUCAGGAAAAUUGAACCGGAUGCUUUUAAUAGUCUCUCCAAUGUUGGUUUUCUCAAGUUCACAUUUAUGGACUUGAGCAAUCUAUUACCAUUCACGUUUCGAGGCUUAAGCCACGUUCAGGUACUCAACAUUCAGGAAAGUGAUCUUGGAGUAAUAAAACCUGAUGCUUUUAAUGGCUCAGAACACAUAGAUAAUUUGAAUUUACUCAAUAACAAGAUUGAUGCUAUUCAAGAACUUAAAUUUACACCUGAAAAUGCCAUUGGAGUCGUGAGGUUUCAUGGUAAUCAUGUUUUAAGAUCACCCAGAGCCAAAGAUACUUCGUUACGAAUACAUUCAAUCUCUGCCGAGAAUAAUUUUUUUCCGUGCGACUGUCAGAUUCAUGAACUCUUUGACAGUGAUUUCACGAACGGAUCCGUCCAUGAGUUUCGGCGUAAAAAUUAUUGUAUUUCACCUCUAGAGUACAACGGUCAUGUUAUGAGUAGUAUUGACUUUGAUCUUAUUGCAAAAUGCCAUGACAAAGUUGUCCAAGACAAUCUGGGCUCAAGUGCUGCAUCUUCAAUGCGAAAUUUCCUCAUCCUUGUCUUAUCCAUCUUCUACAUCAUUCAAUAAAGCUUUCAGCUUAUGCAUUUAUGUUAUAGAAGGAAGAUCUCGGUAAGCUUUGAUUAAUGUUUCGGUCCAAUUUAAAUUAAUUAAUUGAUGCCUUCUUUUGUUGUUGAUAUCUCUCUGAAAUUAGAUAAUCCACAGAGUACUAUAACAACAAAAAUUGUUAUAUCUUAGAAGUAAAAAAUAAAAGACUGGUGAAUUUUUAACUUUUAAUUAUCAAAAAAAAAUAUAUAUUAAAAAAUUCUGGUGUGUAGUAGCAUUCAGAACUCCUUUAAGUAAACUGAUAUUCUCAGUUAAAUGUGUUGCUAUAUAAUAACUAUAUAUUUACAGCUGAAUCAUAAUGAUUAAAUAAAUAACGCUACUUUUA
Molecule: messenger RNA, 2301 nt
Organism: Chelonus insularis
Lineage: Eukaryota; Metazoa; Arthropoda; Insecta; Hymenoptera; Braconidae
Product: leucine-rich repeat-containing protein 4-like
Exons: 3
Coding region: 732-1940 (402 amino acids)
Molecular function (GO): protein binding
Source: RefSeq, a predicted model, not a curated record